This is a messenger RNA of Adineta ricciae, 351 nucleotides long. The record is from the annotation of a GenBank genome assembly. Lineage: Eukaryota; Metazoa; Rotifera; Eurotatoria; Adinetida; Adinetidae.
AUGAAUCGUUUUAGUGAUAUUGAUUAUUCAUUUACAGAACUUCCAGCUGUUUAUGGUUAUCAGAGUGCAAAACUUGUUUCACUUGAAGAAUCUUUAAAAUCAAUUCAAUUACAAAUUGAUCAAAUCGAUUUUUAUAUUCAAAAAGCAAAAAAACAUUGUCGUUUUCCAUCGGAACAUGGUUUAACAAAAGAUGAAUCUGCUUCAAUUUAUAUUUAUACAAUGGAAUGGAGUCCAACAAGUUUAUAUCGAAUUCUAAAUCAAACCUUACGGGAUGAAAAUCGAGAUAGUUUGAAAAUUUGGUUUUCUUAUUUGAAAUUAUUUCAAACUGCGUUAGAAAAAUUACCGAAAUAG